This is a messenger RNA of Xiphophorus hellerii (green swordtail), 4061 nucleotides long. RefSeq names its product elongin A (gene eloa). Gene Ontology annotation, biological process: transcription elongation by RNA polymerase II. The record is from RefSeq and is a predicted model, not a curated record. NCBI's taxonomy places the organism in Eukaryota, Metazoa, Chordata, Actinopteri, Cyprinodontiformes, Poeciliidae. The transcript has 12 exons. Gene Ontology annotation, cellular component: elongin complex; nucleus. Gene Ontology annotation, molecular function: protein binding. The coding region runs from base 66 to 2060 and encodes 664 amino acids.
UCCUCAAACAGUUUCCGGGGGACAGGGUACCAGCAGCAACAGCAGCAGAACCACCAGCAGCAGCCAUGGCGGAUCAGCUGCUGGAAACAGUGGAGCGACUUCAGUCCCGGAUACAGGACAACCCGGAGCCCCGAAAGUUACUGAAGACUCUCAAGAGACUGGGAGAAGUGCAGAUGACUGUGGACAUACUGGUGAGAACUGGAGUGGGCAAAACUGUGAACUCCUUCAGGAAACAUGACUACGCAGGAGAGCUGGCGAAAAGCCUGGUAGCCAAGUGGAAGAAGCUGGUUCCUCAGACUGCAGACAGACCCAACAGUCACCCCAAACCAGCUCCCCAGUCCCACCACAGGUCCUACACAGAGCCGUCCCCUGAGGAACAGCGCUCCUACGUGGAGGAAGAGGAGGACGAGGAGGUGGAGGAGGAAGAGGAGAUGGUGUACCACUCAAACUACUCCCCCUCUCCUCCUCAGCAGCAGCAGUACAGCCCCCCGCAGCGAGGCGGCUACGAGUCAGAGGAAUACGAGCCGGAGCCGAGCCCUCCUCCUCUUCCUCCUCCUCCUCUUCCUCCUCCCCGUAAGGAGAUCCGCCACAGCAAACCGAGCAAGAACCAUCACCACAGAGACGAAGAGCGGUGGCAGGCGGGCAGCGACCGAGGAGGAGGGAAGAAACGGAGCGCCGACCGGGAGAGGACCGACAGUCCGCCGCCGCAGAAGAAACACAGCAGGAAGUCGACGCCGCACGACACCAAGAAGGAGGAGAAGAAGAAAGGAGGAGAGGACGGUCGACCCCGACCACCGAAGGACCCCCCCCCCUCCAAGGAGGACGACGAUGACUUCGAGGCGCACACCAUGUCCUUCGAGUCGUUCCUCACGUACGACGCGCCGACUCCUGUCAAGAAGAAGAAGAAGCAGCAGCCGUCGUCCUCCUCUCACAGCAGACCAUCUCAGUCCUCCUCCGGUUCGUCUUCGCGUCAGAACAGAACGGCGGCCUCCUCUUCCUCCUCUUCCUCCUCUUCCUCUAAAGCGAAUAAAGCGAACGGAUCUCAGAGCUCCAAAAGGAGUCACUCCGACUCCAGGUCUUCAGAACCCAAACCAGAGAAACGCAAACGGGUUGUGGAGGCUCUUCCGACGCUCCCAGACAUCCCGCUCCCAGCGAUCCAGCCCAACUACAGGCCUCUGCCCUCCAUCGACACGCCGCUGUCGCCUCAGCGCCGCAAAGUUCCCGUGUUCAACGACGAGGAGGACGCAGGCUUCACCGGGAAGCGCUUCAACUCCAAGAUGGUGGUCUACUCGGGGUCGAAGACGUCCUACCUGCCCAGGAUGAUGACCCUGUAUGAGCAGUGCAUCCGGGUUCUGCAGAACAACAUCGACUCCAUCGCCGAAGUGGGCGGAGUCCCCUUCGAGAUCCUGGAGCCGGUUCUGGAGCGAUGCACUCCUGAGCAGCUGUACCGGAUCGAGCAGAGCAACCAGUGCUUCACUGAGGACUCAGACGAGCUCUGGAUGCGUCACUGCCGGCGGGACUUCAAGCGCGAGUCUCCCCAGGAGUUCGAGUCGUGGAGGGAGAUGUACCUGCGACUGCAUGACGAGCGCGAGGAGCGGCUCAGGUUGCUCACCCAGAACAUCAGCUCUGCCCACGCCAACAAACCCAAAGGACGGCAGGUUAAGAUGGCGUUCGUGAACUCAGUGGCCAAACCGCCGCGGGACGUCCGCCGCCGCCAGGAGAAGUUUGGAACCUCCAGCAGUUCGUCAUCGACCUCCACCGCAGCUGCUUCCCCCAUCAAAAUAAAACCAGCAUCCUCUGACUUUGCUGGUGACUCCAGUCACUCCUCUUCACAUUUCAGCUCUCCAGCGGGUUCGUCCCGCUCUUCAGCGCCGCCUGGAGGAGGAACUGUUCAUCCCGGCCGGGAAAAGCCACAAGUCAAAAGUGAAAAUUGCCCCCAUGAUGGCGAAAACCAUCAAAGCGUUCAAGAACCGAUUCUCCCGCCGGUAGUCUGCCAGAAUCCGAAGGAAGGUUUUAAUUUAAUUGUAGCUGCUUUUUUCCUCCAGACACACACGGCAUAAACUUCACGGUACUGCUGAGAACACGGCUUCCUUUCUGCAGCUUUUUCAGUAUUUCCCUCCGGUGCCGACAGCACACAGACACAGGUGGACAUCUUUAACCGCUGGAACGUUUUCACCGUUUGGGAACUGUAGAUGUUAGAUGGUUCUGCUUUUCUGAGCUGAGCACAAAAACUAGAAACAAACGUGGAACCAGAGAACGCGUCGGUUUGUAGAUGUGAACAGAAUCAGCAUCGGCUGGAACCAGCUCUUCGGGUUUGAUCUGGGUGACUUUCAGAAAAUCAUGCUUUGCUGCAGAAAAAUUAUGAUUUACGGAGAUUAAUACAGAGAAAUAUGAUUUCAUUUAUUUUAUCCCAACUCCCUAUUUGUAUUAAUUGUGGUUCUGAUCUCUGUCUGGACCAGCUGGCCUGCCUGGUAGAAGCAAAAUAACGUCCUGUUGGUAGAUGGUAUUAAUUGGAUGAGGUUGUGGAGAACAGGAGUCCAGUCGUCUCUGUGGAACCAAACGUCCUGCGGCGGUCCGCUCCAUCUCAUAUCUGGAAUCAUCUUUUUUAAAAAGGACAAACUGGAACGACAUGAGAUGCUUAACGAGCAAAAUGACCCGUUUUAAGGGUUUUUUUAUCUUAAACUUCAGUUUCAACCUUUUUUAAAAAUCUUAUUUAAAAUCAUAAUUUGAAGACAGAUGAUCUGGUGAAGAGCUCUGUUACCAGCAGCCUGUCAGGAUUUAUCUCAUAUUUUAUUAAUUAGUAAAAAUGCUUUAGGAAAACUGUCUGGUUCCCAGAGAGCUGUUUGCUGAAAUAGUUUUUUAUCUGCUGCUUGGCCCAACUCUUCUUCUUUGGUUUCCUCUUGCUAUCUGAGGAAUUUAACUACUUUUCAUGAUAUUCCCAGAGAUGAAGAACAAGAACCGGAUCAUAAAGGGUCUUAGAAGAACUUAUGUUUAAAGGAGUAGAAGAAAGCCUGGUUUCCUUGGAGGACUGGCUCAUUAAAGAAAACCAGUUUCCUGUUUGGAAGCAGCUAAACUUUCCAGCACAGAUUGCACAAAACCUUGAUUUGAAAAUUAGCCUUAUGAAGGUUGCAGCUGUCUGACUCAUCUGGACGGCCGUAUGUUAGGAAAACGCACCUGCAAACAGGAAAUCCUACAGGUUCUUUAUUUUCCUGGCUCUCUGCUGCUCACUCAUCAGUGGGAUUUUUUAUGUUUUUAAGUAUUUUAACAGACAGGAGAGAAACAUUGAGCAUCUUGAGAUGAACCCGACUUUCCUCUGGCUCCAGAUCAUCAAUCUACCAGAAUAAUACUGUGAAUUCAAACAUUAUUAUAAAUAUAUGGGUAACAACGCGCCUCUGGCCUCACAGAGACACAUCUGUCAUGUUGCGUACAGAAGAGAAAGAUGAAUUUUAAAAGUGUCAGGCUAGCAGUUUCCAUCUGUUUUCAGUCUUUGUGCUAAGUUAAGCUAACAAACGGCAAUUGGAUCAGACACCUGCUUUGUCUCUUCAAAGAAAACAAGUUGAACUUUUUCUUUUUAAGGUACUUUUGAUUAAAUGAGCUCUCGUUUCUUUUCCUUUCUGACCAAAUGACACUAAACCUUCCUGCUGGUCGCUUCAUGGCCACUGGGGAGCCGUCGUUGUUAGGAAACCGAGCCGUUCAGAUGUGAUCCUGUAAUUCCUGGUGAUGUUUCAGUGUGUGUAUAGGGAGGAGGGCUGAACUGUAAGCAGAAACACACACCCUGCUGUCUUAUUUUUACCUCUGCUGUGGCUUCAGGUCCUGUUCUCCCCCUGCUGGAAGUCUGUUUCUGUCUGCUUCACUGUGACAAACUGUUUCUAAUGAGGGAAGUUCAUAGGACCUUUGCGGCUUCAGCCCUUCAUCACCAUGAGAUGUAUUUAUUUUCAGAAAUGGGACCUGGUACCCUCCCUGCAACACGGGCUCCAGUAGAUGGAAAACUGUAAUUUUAUUAGAUUUUAAUAAAUGUUAUGUGGUCAUUUUUAUUAAAAUUGACUUUUGCCCUGACAAAC